Engraulis encrasicolus (European anchovy) is the source of this 1859-nucleotide messenger RNA. RefSeq names its product G2/M phase-specific E3 ubiquitin-protein ligase-like. The record is from RefSeq and is a predicted model, not a curated record. The coding region runs from base 149 to 1483 and encodes 444 amino acids. NCBI's taxonomy places the organism in Eukaryota, Metazoa, Chordata, Actinopteri, Clupeiformes, Engraulidae. Gene Ontology annotation, cellular component: cytoplasm. Gene Ontology annotation, molecular function: ubiquitin protein ligase activity. Gene Ontology annotation, biological process: protein polyubiquitination; negative regulation of apoptotic process. The transcript has 8 exons.
ACCUAGCGAGUCAGAAAGCGAGGCUGAGACCCCUUGCCGAAGAAGAGCGCCACGUGCAGUGCCUUUCACAGACAGUGAGUCCCGAGAAGAGACAGACAGCACAGAGAGCAGCAUCGAAGACAGUGCCAAUCAGGACCAGACACCAGACAUGGCACAGCUAUUCACGUACAAUGUGGCAGAAUUUGUCCCUUUUUACAUGGAGGAAGACGAUGCGCUGCAAGAAGCAAUUCAGCGUAGCCUGCAGGAAGACGAUGGUCCUGAUGUUGAUAUAUUAAGGUCUUCAGAAAUGCUCACUGCUGAAGAAAUUCAAGGCCGCCUUGCAGCCCACAGCGACAGGGUGAUCACACCAGGAAAAAGACAUAUAAACAUCAGUCGGGCAAGUGUGUGGACCACAGCCUUACAGGCUUUUAAGAGGCCCUCUUUCGCUGAAGGCUGUGACAUGCUGAGUGUGACCUUUGCCAGCGAUGAGCAUGCUGAAGAUGCUGCUGAUCUUGGAGGUCCCAGGCGGGAAUUCUUUCGGCUACUGGUGAAGGCCAUCUUGCAAGACAGUGGAGCCUUUGAAGGUACACCAAAUGGAUGCAUGCCAAGACUGAACAUUCUCCACUUGCAAAAUGGAGUGUAUAAAAUCAUUGGUAGGAUGAUGUCCACAAUAAUAGUACAAGGAGGAGAACCACCUGCAUUCCUUUCUCCAAGUGUAGUGGACUACAUUGUGCAUGGGGACAUCCUUCAACUUAGAGUGACACCAGAUGACAUCAGUGACUUUGUUAUAAGGGAGAACCUGAAUAAGGUGCUACAUGCAACUUCACAUGAUGAGCUGGAGGAAGCCAUCAGUUCCUGUGACUGGCGAUUCCAAAUGGAAGGCCUUCCAGCUCAAGUCACAAUGGACAACAGAGAUGCGUUUGUGCGCAACGCAGUGUUGUACCAUACCGUGUUACGAAGGCAGAGCUGCAUCGAUCAGCUUACUGAUGGAUUGUCCCACUAUGGCGUUUUAAAACUCGUCAGAGAGAACCCCAGCAUGUGUGUCCUACUUCAGAAAGGACAGGAGAAUGAUUUGACAGCUGCUGCCGUUUCGGGUAUUAUGAAACCCAGCUACUCGGUGCCCGGAAGCAACAGACGGCGUUUGGAGGAGCUGCUAGUUGUCAAAUUUCGGGAGUUUCUCAACUGUGUUGAAAACAAAAACCUGAGAGAAACUUUUGAUGAAGGCAGAAAAAUAACAGUGGAAGAAGAGGACUUCCUGGGGGCGCUGAGCCCUGGUCAUAUCCUGGCCUAUGCCACAGGAAGCAGCAGAGUCCCAGCCAUUGGGUUUCGUCCCUCCCCAAAAUUAGUUUUCGUUCAUGAUGGUGGAAAAAAUCUGCCUGUUGCACACACUUGUGCGAAUGAGCUGCUACUUUUCGUUAACACCAAAAUGAUUGCUGCUAAUGAUGAGUUUAAUUACCAUUUCCUCACAGCACUGAUGAAUGGUGCUGUAUUCAGCACCAUUUAAACACACACCAAUUAUGUUCCGAGAACGUAGUAGUAUUUUAGUUGUGUGUUUCCAGAAUUCUUCAACAUCAUAGUUAAGUUACAAUACCUACUCCUGUCAGGUUCAUUGUUAUGUUCAAAUGUCAUCUUAAGUGGACAGUAGAAGUAGAAGUAAGAAUUAUUUUCUCAAGAUGCAGAAGGGUGUUCUGAUCUGAUAAUGUUCCUUCUGGUAGGCCUACUGUUGUAGAUGGACAAAGAUGCCCUAGAUGCAUGUAUGUUUUGUUUUGUCAUGUCUUCAUGGCUAAUGUCUGAGAAUGACUGUCUGUUACACAUGAAAGAGAAAUUGCCUUUUGGUGUAUGUUGCUCGAGUCAACACCAAAUAAAGCAAUGUAAACAUC